AUGCCAGCUACAAAUGACACAACUGAUUUACCAUCAGAAACUAGCAUUGCUUUAGCAUUUUUAAUGAGCUUACUAACUUUUGCUAUAAUGGUAGGAAAUGCUGUGGUCAUUUUAUCUUUUGUGGUGGACAAAAACCUUAGACAUCAGAGUAAUAACAUUUUCCUUAACUUGGCCAUUUCUGACUUCUUUGUUGUCUCACAAGCCUGGAAGAAAGGGAAUGGGGAUUGUGAACCUGGAUUCUUUACAGAAUGGUAUAUCCUUGCCCUCAUGGUACUCUUGGAAUUCAUGAUCCCAGUCCUAUUAAUGGCUUAUUUCAACACGUGUAUUUCCUGGAGCCUAUGGAAGUGGGGUAAUCUCAGUAGGUGGCAUUCUAGAUUCACUUCUGUCUCUUCCAGUAGCUAUGGAUGCUCAUUCAGGAGUGGACUGUUUUCAAGGACAUCUUUUUCUAACCCAGAGGAAGCAGCAGCAUCCCUUCAUUCAGAGAAACCGAGAAGAAAGAGCAGGCUCUUGUUUUCCUCAAUAGCCCAGACAGAGAGUGUAACUGCUUCCAAAAUGGAAUCCCUCUCCCAUUCAGAUUCCCUAGUUCUUCAACAGAGGGAACAUCUUGAGCUGUGCAGAGGCAGGAAAUUAGCCAAGUCACUGGCCAUUCUCUUAGGUGUUUUUGCCAUUUGCUGGGCUCCCUACUCUCUGUUCACAAUUAUUCGUUCAAUAUCCCCCACAGACCUCAGUCUGUCAGCAACAGCUGUGUACGAGUUCACAUUUUGGCUUCAGAGGUUCAAUUCCUUUGACAAUCCUUUUUUGUAUCCGCUGUGUCACAAGCGUUUUCAGAAGGCUUUCUUGAAACACAAAAUAUAUUUUGUGUGA
Molecule: messenger RNA, 864 nt
Organism: Kogia breviceps (pygmy sperm whale)
Lineage: Eukaryota; Metazoa; Chordata; Mammalia; Artiodactyla; Physeteridae
Gene: HRH4
Product: histamine receptor H4
Exons: 3
Coding region: 1-864 (287 amino acids)
Biological process (GO): adenylate cyclase-inhibiting G protein-coupled acetylcholine receptor signaling pathway; chemical synaptic transmission; G protein-coupled receptor signaling pathway, coupled to cyclic nucleotide second messenger
Cellular component (GO): dendrite; synapse; plasma membrane
Molecular function (GO): G protein-coupled serotonin receptor activity; G protein-coupled acetylcholine receptor activity
Source: RefSeq, a predicted model, not a curated record